GCCGAGAUUUGCACCAGCUCACUCUGACAGGGGCCCAGAAUGCCCAGCUCCGGAGCAGGGCGGGCCUGAGGGCCAGGAACCUCUGAAAGGGCGGGUUUCCCAGCCGCUACGCGGGCCCUCGCGGCGGGAGAGGCUGGACUGAGACGGACUAACAGGAAGCCGAGUGCAGCUGGGCUGGCGGCUGCCGGUUGGGGUCCGCGGCCGCGUCUCCAGGGCUGCAGGCUGGCAGAGGGCAGGCGGGGCGGGGAGGGACCCCGAGGCCGUUGCCUGCGGUCCCACCACAGAGCUAGGGGUGUCCUGACUGGGCGGGACCGGGAGUCCCGGCCCGCUCCGGGAACUCACCGGCGGAAACCCGGCGCCGGACGCGCACCGGGGACCGCGCACAGCCUGGAAGGCAGCCUUCCCAGGCCCUGCCUGAGCAGGCCUGCUUGGCAGGCUGGGACAUGUCUGGCCCCCGAGGACGGCCAGUGGGCGAUGGCUGCGGUGGCGGAGGGGCUGGAGCCCGAGGCAGCUGCUACAGAAGAUGCUGCACAAGAUGCUGUAGAUGCUGUGGAUGCUGUGGACGCAGAACCCGGGGACCCCCCUCUCCUGGUUGGGAGCCGGCUGAGCCUGGACCUGUACCCUGGGGGCUGCCAGCGGCUGCGACACCUGUGUGCCCGGCAGUCCCCGCAGCUGCUGGAGGUGCAGUUCAUGCAACUGAGCAGCCACGAGGACCCUCGGCUGCUAGAGACCACCCUGGCCCAGGUGCCGUGCAGCUUGCGGCAUCUUCGCUCCCUGGUCCUCAGAGGUGGGCAACAGCGGGAUGUGCUGGGUGCCUGCCUCCGGGGCUCCCUGACCACACUGCCUGCUGGCCUGAGUGGCCUGACCCACUUGGCCCACCUAGACCUGAGCUUCAACAGCCUGGAGACGCUGCCGGGCUGCAUCCCCCAGAUGCAUGGUCUGAGCACCCUCCUGCUCUCCCACAACCACCUCUCAGAGCUCCCUGAGGCUCUGGGCGCCCUUCCCGCCCUCACCUUCCUCUAUGCGACCCACAACUGCCUGCGAACGCUGCCCAAAGCGCUGGGAGCCCUGUCCACCCUGCAGUGCCUCGAUCUCUCACAGAACCUUCUGGACACUCUGCCCCCUGAGAUUGGAGGCCUGAGCAGCCUCACCGAGCUCAACCUGGCCUCCAACCGGCUGCAGAGCCUCCCAGCCUCCCUUGCGGGGCUCCGGUCCUUGCGGCUGCUUGUUUUGCACAGCAACCUCCUGACCUCGGUGCCCACCAGCCUGGCCCACCUCCCGCUGCUCACCCGACUAGAUCUGAGGGACAACCAGCUCCGGGACGUGCCCCCUGAGCUACUGGACGCCCCCUUUGUGCGCCUUCGGGGGAACCCCCUGGGCGAGGCCCCGCCUGCCCUCCCCAGUCCCCCAGGGACACCGACGAUCCCAGAAAUGCCCAGACUGUUCCUGAACUCAGAUUUGGACAGCUUCCUCGUGACCCCCCAAGGCUGCUCGGUGACCUUGGCCUGUGGCGUCCGCCUGCAGUUCCCUGCUGGGGCCACUGCCACCCCUGUCAGCAUCCGCUAUCGACUACGGCUGCCGGAGCCGCGACUCGUCCCCUUGGGUCCCCACGACUCUCUGCUCAGCCACGUCCUGGAGCUGCAGCCCCACGGGGUGGCCUUCCAGCAGGAGGUGGGCCUGUGGCUGCUCUUUGUGCCCCCGCGGGCCCGGCGUUGCCGUGAGGUGGUGGUCAGGACCCUGAAUGAUGACAGCUGGAGUGACCUGGAGACUCAUCUGGAAGAAGAGACACCCAAGCGGCUCUGGGCCCACUGCCAGGUGCCCCACUUCUCAUGGUUCCUCGUGGUCUCGCGUCCUGCGUCCAAUGCCUGCCUGGUGCCACCAGAGGGGACGUUGCUGUACUCCUCGGGACAUCCUGGGGUCAAGGUCACAUUCCCCCCUGGGGCCACUGACGAGCCUCGGCAGGUCUAUAUGCAGGUGGUGCGCGUGGCCAGCGGGGAGCUUCGGGCCCUGCUGGAGGAGCCCGGGGCGGCGGCCAGCCCCCUGCUCUGCCUCUCCCAGAGCGGCCCCCCCAGCUUCCUCCAGCCGGUCACAGUGCAGCUGCCUCUGCCCCCCGGCGUCACAGGCCUCAGUCUGGAUCGCUCGUGCCUUCACCUGCUGUACCGGACCCCUCCCGAAGCCACGUGGGAUGACAUCACCACUCAGGUGGCCCUGGAGCUCACCCACCUGUAUGCUCGCUUCCGGGUCACGCACUUCUCCUGGUACUGGCUCUGGUACACCGCCAAGACCCGCGUGGAGGGCCUGGCUCGCAAGGCCUGGGAGCGGCUGCGGCUGCACCGCGUGAGCCUCAUCGCGCUGCAGCGACGCCGCGACCCCGAGCAGGUGCUGCUGCAGUGUCUGCCCCUCAGCAAGGUGGAUGCCACCCUGCGGCGGCUGCUGGAGCGGUACCGAGGCCCCGAGCCCUCUGACACGGUGGAGAUGUUCGAGGGCGAAAAAUUCUUCGCUGCCUUCGAGAAGGGUAUUGACGUGGAUGCUGACCGCCCAGACUGCGUGCGGGGCAGGGUCUGUUUUGUCUUUUACUCGCACCUGAAGAACGUGAAGGAGGUGUAUGUGACCACAACCCUGGACCGACAGGCUCGGGCUGUGAGGGGCCAGGUGUCCUUCUACCGGGGAGCAGUGCCCGAGGACGUGGCCGAGGAGGCCGAGGCGGCCCGGCACCGGAAGGGCACAGACAGCCCGUGGAUGGCCACUCUGCCCAUCAAGCUGCCGAGACUGCGGGGGUCCAAGGCGCCAGGGCAGGGGCAGGGGACUAGCCUCUCCCUGGCACCUUUGAACCUGGGUGAUGCUGAGACCGGCUUCCUGACCCAGAGCAACCUGCUGAAUGUGGCCGGACGCUUGGGCCCUGACUGGCCAGCUGUGGCCCUGCACCUCGGCAUGCCCUACCGUGAGCUGCAGCGCAUCAGGCAUGAGUUCCGGGACGACCUGGACGGCCAGAUCCGUCACAUGCUCUUCUCCUGGGCUGAGCGCCAGGCCGGGCAGCCGGGGGCCGUGGGGCGCCUCGUCCAGGCCUUGGAGCAGAGUGACCGGCUGGACGUAGCCGAAGAGGUGAGGGCGGUGUUGGAGCUCGGCCGCCAGAAGUAUGAGGACAGCAUCCAGCGCGCAGGCCUGGCCCCACCGGACCCUUCAGCAUCACCGUCCCCAGAGUCUGCCCGGGCCUAGACCCCAUGACUUUGGGCUGGCCCCUGAUGCACCCUGGCCAGUGGGUGCCUUCCCUGUGCGUGGGCACAGUGACUCCCUGUUCCCCUCGCCCCUACCGCGUGUAACACAUAUGUACUGUU
Molecule: messenger RNA, 3335 nt
Organism: Prionailurus viverrinus (fishing cat)
Lineage: Eukaryota; Metazoa; Chordata; Mammalia; Carnivora; Felidae
Gene: PIDD1
Product: p53-induced death domain protein 1
Exons: 16
Coding region: 475-3216 (913 amino acids)
Biological process (GO): apoptotic process; signal transduction; DNA damage response
Molecular function (GO): protein binding
Source: RefSeq, a predicted model, not a curated record